AUGUCAUACACAUACCUUGGUUCCAAUAUAACAAGUACAAGAAAUCUGAAAGAGGAGGUGAACAGCCAAAUUACGAAAGCCUCGUUGAUAUCGGGAUACUUGCGCGACAUAAUAUGGAGGAACAAAUAUAUGAGCCUAUCUAGCAAGGUCAGAAUAUACAAGACUUGUGUUAGGCCAAUCAUGACGUAUGGUAUUGAAACAAGAGCCGAAAAUGCCGAAACCAAGAGACAACUAAGAACAACUGAGAUGAGAGUGUUGAGACAUAUAGCAGGCUAUUCAUUACUCGACCAUAAGAGAAAUGAAGAGAUCAGAGAUAUCUGCGGGAUACAAGAUGUAGUGAGAUGGGCAAGGAUAAGGCGCAGAAAUUGGAGAGACCAUGUGGAUAGGAUGCCUGAUAACCGACUGCCCAAAAUAGCAAAAACGAAAAGGCCUAACACCGCAAGACUUCCAGGGAGACCACCAAAGCGCUGGUAUGAAAGUUGGACCUCUGCAUCCCAGGAAUGA
Messenger RNA from Harmonia axyridis, 504 nucleotides. RefSeq lists its product as uncharacterized. NCBI's taxonomy places the organism in Eukaryota, Metazoa, Arthropoda, Insecta, Coleoptera, Coccinellidae. The transcript has a single exon. The coding region runs from base 1 to 504 and encodes 167 amino acids. The record is from RefSeq and is a predicted model, not a curated record.